This is a messenger RNA of Hansenula anomala, 717 nucleotides long. RefSeq names its product Nsr1p (gene NSR1). The annotation marks the transcript as partial. The record is from RefSeq and is a predicted model, not a curated record. Lineage: Eukaryota; Fungi; Ascomycota; Saccharomycetes; Phaffomycetales; Wickerhamomycetaceae. The transcript has a single exon. Gene Ontology annotation, molecular function: RNA binding.
GAACCAGCUACUUUAUUCGUUGGUAGAUUGUCAUGGAGUGUUGAUGAUGAAUGGUUAAAACGUGAAUUUGAACCAUUAGGUGGUGUUUUAAGUGCCAGAGUUAUUUUCGAAAGAGCUUCUGGUAAAUCAAGAGGUUACGGUUACGUUGAUUUCGAAAGCAAAAGUGCUGCUGAAAAAGCUUUGAAAGAAUACCAAGGUCGUGAAAUUGAUGGUAGACCAAUCAACUUGGAUAUGUCUACUGGUAAACAACAUACCUCUAACAACAAAGCUGGUGACAGAGCUUCAAAAUUCGGUGAUACUCCAUCAGCUCCAUCUGAUACUUUAUUCUUGGGUAACUUGUCUUUCAAUGCUAACAAAGAUAACAUUUUCAACACCUUUUCUGAAUAUGGUUCAGUUAUUUCAGUUAGAAUUCCAACUCAUCCAGAUACCGAACAACCAAAAGGUUUCGGUUAUGUUCAAUAUUCUUCAAUCGAUGAAGCUAAAGCUGCUCAUCAAGCUUUGAAUGGUGAAUACAUUGAAGGUAGACCAGUUCGUUUAGAUUACUCUGCUCCAAGAGAUAACAGCAACAGAUCAUUUGGUGGUAACGAUAGAAAAUCAUUUGGUGGUAAUGAUAGAAAAUCUUUCGGUGGUAGAGAAAGAAAAUCAUUUACCCCAACUGGUUCCAACCGUGCUCCAGUUACUGCUGACUUCAAAGGUACCAAAAAAACUUUUGAUUAG